Molecule: messenger RNA, 4453 nt
Organism: Sardina pilchardus (European sardine)
Lineage: Eukaryota; Metazoa; Chordata; Actinopteri; Clupeiformes; Clupeidae
Gene: rab11a
Product: RAB11a, member RAS oncogene family
Exons: 5
Coding region: 201-848 (215 amino acids)
Biological process (GO): exocytosis; melanosome transport; neurotransmitter receptor transport, endosome to postsynaptic membrane
Cellular component (GO): Golgi apparatus; transport vesicle; postsynaptic recycling endosome
Molecular function (GO): GTP binding; GTPase activity
Source: RefSeq, a predicted model, not a curated record
ACCAGCUUUAGCAUUUACUAAUCAAGAAAACGCAGCAGGCUAGUGGUUGAAUGUGCGAGACCGCUUGAUGCAGCCAGACUGUUGUCAUAGCUUGUCUGCAGUGCAGUGUCAGGGGGAGUCAGUCGAAGAGCCACUUGUGAUUAGCUCUUUUAGUUGUUAGCAAGCGAAACCCUUGAAGGUUGCGUUCCCUUUGCUGAAAGAUGGGCACGAGAGACGACGAGUACGAUUAUUUGUUUAAAGUGGUGCUGAUUGGUGACUCAGGUGUGGGCAAGAGUAACCUGCUGUCCCGCUUCACCCGCAACGAAUUCAACCUGGAGAGCAAGAGCACCAUCGGGGUGGAGUUCGCCACACGCAGCAUCCAGGUGGACGGCAAGACGGUGAAGGCCCAGAUCUGGGACACAGCAGGACAGGAGCGCUACAGGGCCAUCACCUCAGCGUAUUACCGUGGUGCUGUGGGGGCUCUUCUGGUGUAUGACAUCGCUAAGCACCUGACCUAUGAAAAUGUGGAGCGCUGGCUGAAGGAGCUGCGGGACCACGCCGACAGCAACAUCGUCAUCAUGCUGGUGGGCAACAAGAGUGACCUGCGCCACCUGAGGGCGGUGCCCACCGACGAGGCCCGAGCGUUCGCAGAGAAGAAUGGCCUGUCCUUCUUGGAGACAUCAGCUCUGGACUCCACCAACGUCGAGACGGCCUUCCAGACCAUUCUGACGGAAAUCUACCGCAUCGUGUCCCAGAAACAGAUGUCGGACCGCCGAGACAACGACAUGUCUCCUAGCAACAACGUGGUGUCCAUCCAGGUGCAGCCCACUGAGAACAAACCCAAGAUGCAGUGCUGCCAGAGCAUCUAGCAGCCGCCCAUACCCCCAUCCCUCACACACACACACAAGCACACAGACACAGACACACACACACACACACACACACAAAUGCACACACACACACCAUCCCAGCCCCCCUCUCCUCUGUAAGACUGCUUGGGUCCCUGGCUGCAGCUGUGGUGGCAGGCAGAGGCACUCCGACAGUGUGGCCAGGCCUGGGUGGCUUUGAAGGGUCGCCACCUGCAGUCUCUGGACUGACUGAGCUUUUAAGUUUGGGGCUUUUAUUUUUGUUUUUAUUAUUAUUAUUAUUAUUAUUAUUAUUAAUAAUAUUUUUUGUCCGUUUUAUUUUCUGCCGUUGUAGGCUUUUUAUAUGGCAAAAUUUUAAUAAUCAUACGUGCUGAUCUUCACAGAAAUGUCUUAAUAUAUAUGAUUUGUUUUUGUUUGUGUGUGUGUGUAUGUGUGGGAGUGCGUUUGAGUGUUUUUGUUUUGUAUUUUGUUUUCAGCAACAUGUGUUAUUUGUUCAUGCUGUUUGUCUUCUGAGAGGGCACGCCCUGAUUUGUCUUGUUGAAAGGCGACAGAGAUGGAUAGAUGAGGUAGGGGUUUGGCCUUGUCCUGAGUCUCCACUCUCUCAUUGGUAGUUACUGACUGGCUCUGAUUGGAUGGCUAGCUUAUUCAGUGCUGACCGGUUCUGAUUGGAUGGUUUAUAGAUGCUGAGAGAUUCUGAUUGGGUGGCUUUGAAAACUUCCUCAUCUCUCGUCUUGGAUAUUUCAGCCCAUUAUUCAAUUGCUGAGCAGUUAAGAGGCUCAGAACCAAUAACAAAAGACCAACAACAACAUGCAGAACAUUCGGCGUGUGUCCGUGUAUGGGCUGAUCGUAACCCAGGGGGGUGGGUUUUGACCGGUGGUUAAUCAAGGACACAAAUCACGCUUGCUUGCUUGAUCACGCUUUUGAGAGCUCAAAGGUGUUGGUGGUAGCAGCAGCAGCAUCAGCAGCAGCGGCGGCGGCGUUAGUGAGGGUGCUCUUUGCUCCAUCUGUGCACUGGAAGGGUGUGGAAGGGUUUCCCUCCCACUCCAGGCUUCCUGCCUCAGCUUGGCUUCACGCGGUGGGUCCUGUGUGUGUCCACGCGCUCGGCGUGCGGCGGGAGUGGUUUCAGUGCCUUUCUCUACGGAAUGUCACAAGGGGACGAGGCCUUCUGAUUCACCUCUGAGGCUUCGCUUACCGCAGGUUCCCUACUCUGCUUAUCCCAAUUGCUCCCUAUUGCGCCCACCCGCCCACACACACACACACACACACACACACACACACAGACACACACACACACACACCCUCUCUGGCCUUUCUCUCGCUCUCUCUCUUUUUCUUUCUCUCUCUCUCUCCAACCUCAGCAUGCUCAUCUUAUAUCUUGAUGCCUUCAUCCACUCCUUUCUCUCUCCAUCUCUGUAUCUGUCUGUCUGAAUGCCGUAGUUCCCCGGUCUGGUGUUGCCUCUGCUAUAUGAGACGCAUUUGAGAAGAGACCCCCUCGCUAGCUUAGUUUAGUACUGGAAGCAGCCCCCUCUGACUCCACUGUAAACUUGCUUGAGUUUUUUUUAUUGUUACUGAGUGAUUAACGUCAGCUUUGUUUCCUCCCCUCUUAACUGGAACCCCCUCAUCUGUGUGUGUGUGUGUGUGUGUGUGUGUGUGUGUGUAUAUGUGUGGGUGUGUGUCUUAGUCUGUUUGAGAAAAUGUCCGUCCUGACUAGUUUGUACUUCACAGUCACUGAGGUAGAACACUAGCUAACAAAUACACACCCAACCCUUUUUAUUUUCAGUGCCAAUGGACCAUUAAGAGCAUUCAUGUAUGUAUGUAUUUAUGUAUGUAUGUAUGUACAUAUGUAUGUACAGUAUAUACGUACUGUAGCAUAGUUGAGCAACACAUUGUAGUCUCUGUGCUGUGGCCCAGUGUAUGGUCACAUCCUCCUGAGUAUGCCUUAGCAGACCACUAGGUCACUAGGACACUCAAGGCCAAUACUGACAAAAUGGCCUAGUCCCAUCACACGCACUUGCACCCUUGCAACUUUCUACACCUCUUAAUGAAUGGAGUUUGGAAUGGUGAAAGAACGAAAGCAGAAUGAAACGUCUCGUUGUCCAGCCUUCUACACAGAAAUGACACCUUGUAAAGGAGCACUGCAGGAGGGUGCAAGUGCGGGCAUUGGGAUUGGGCCAGGACGUGCUGUGGUCAGGUGACUGAUAGGAAGUCCAAGGCUGCAGACCAGUGUACAACUCUGAAUCCACCCCAGACACAGACACCGACACCCGGCCUUGGUCUUCCCACUGGCUUCAGAAAUGAGAGGUUUCACAAAACAGCACUACAAUGAUGACUGUCCUAUUUUAAACCUGUGUCUUCGUAUUUAUCCAGUGUCCUCUUCACUUCAGCUGUAAUGUAUUGUAUUAUGGAUUCUCUCCACUUAGAAUUAUGAAUUAGCUUCAAAAUGUACCACUUGAAUUUUUUUCAAUAAUAGUACCCGACCCUGUAUUAUAAACAACGGUUUUGUCAUGAUUUUUUAAGUUUAUUAUCUUUUAAUUUCUAAAUCAUGCAUUCCUUUGUAACUAGCUUAGCAAAAUGCCACCCUCGUGGCUAACAGCUCUUUUUUUAUGGUGGAGCUGUCCCAACCUAAAAACGACGACCUCCAUCUGACGGUGGAUGUUAUCUGUGAUGACUGAACCAGUUCUGAGUAAUGCGUUCCUGCCUGCCUGAAAGAUGUCACACAGCAGGCAUGAAGUGCUUUUAUAUAUUCGUCUUAGAGAGCCACUCUUGCCCAAUGUCCUUUCCUCUCCCGCCUUUUCCCAAAAGGCUAAGGUCCAGAGUUCAGUUUCAUUAAUAGCUGAUUAAUGGCCGUUUUCAAACAAACUGAAAAAAGUGCUUCUUUGUACCAACACACUUGAAUAGCACUCAACAUUGUUUGAGAACAAGACUGGCUCUUUGAGAUGAAGUAUAUCUGUGGUGUAGCCCUGGGGAAAACGGUAGUGAUUUAGGUGAUGUUGGCAUCGACGUGACUUGGGUAGAACCACUAGGCACUGUUUGGACGCAUCAGGCAAGCGUAUGAUUGUAAGCCUCGGGCGUGUCUCUUGGGAAGGUUAAGGCAAAUCCAUUUGAAUGUAUGUCAGUCCUUAAGAUCAUCACACCCUUAGACCCCCCUGGAGGCUUGUAACAAGCUGUGAGAAUGGUGCGUCCUCUUGUCGUUGUUCCACCUCUGUGUUGGCAGGGCUUUGCUACAGGCAGAUGGUCACAGGAGAACCUUGAUCGUGGAACGUGUCGGUUCUACAGGGUGUUAAGCUGCCUGUGGCGGGCAGUGCUGGUGAUGUGGGGAAGGGGGGGCACAGAUGGCAUUGUCUCGCCCUGUUCUGCCCAAACUACUGCAGACCGCCUCGGUGUGUCCAAACUAGUUUAUUUUCAUUUUGUUACGCUGUAGUGAUUGUCAAAUGAUCUUUCACAUAUUGCCUCUGAAACGAUUAUUUUAUGUUAUAUUUUUAUUGCGUUUGUUUUACGUUUGCGCUGUGAUUUCUUUUUUUCAUUUCUAUUGUUAUGAUUAUACUAUUUACUCUCUUCACUGUAAUUCCAAUUUAAAAGUGCAAAUAAAAGAAAAGACUUCAAACGGA